Molecule: messenger RNA, 2877 nt
Organism: Theileria annulata
Lineage: Eukaryota; Apicomplexa; Aconoidasida; Piroplasmida; Theileriidae
Exons: 1
Coding region: 1-2877 (958 amino acids)
Source: RefSeq, a predicted model, not a curated record
AUGGGAUUGUAUAUAAAAUCUAUACUUAUAUGUGUGUCAUUUUUCAUUAUCCUAUCAGGUGCUGAUGACCAGAAUAAGUUUAUCAACCUAGAUAUUUCGAAUGUAUCUGCAGAUUUCUAUGAAUUAAAAUCCCCAAAUUAUAAGAGAAUACUUCUGAAUGCUUCUCAUGAAUAUUCGGGGAAAUGUGUGGGUAAAGUGUCGGAUGGAACAAAUGAGAUUUUGGGACAGCCUGAAUCUAACGCCAGUAAGAGAUUUGUUGUUCUAGUAAAGUUUCCCAAGCAGGGAGAUUAUAACCCGGAAUUGCAUGAUAUAUUUAAAAAUGAAAAAGACCAAGGAUCAGGUGAUGUAGGUACAGAUUUUGAACUGAUAGUCGAGGUCCACACAUUAUUUAAAGAUGCAAAGUUGUUGGAUAGAUUUAAGAAAAAUGAUCAAAACCAAUAUGAAAGGUUCGAAUACGAUAAAGUAGAUCUUGAUAUUUGUGGAGAUAUAGUUAAAGAAGAUAUACGUGGAAAGAGCCAUGUUAAAAUCGCAAAAUUUAAAACUGUAGGAGAAAUAAAGUGUAAAGAUAAACUUUUGCUUGAUAGUCUGAAUGUAUUUUAUAGAGCUGUACUGGUACAAGAUGAUUCGUUUCUUGUUAAAACUAUACCAAAGUUUGGUAUUGUUAACCAAGAAACGUUUGUCGUCGACAAGAACAAAGAAUAUGCAUUUAGGAAAUCGCACGUAUUUACAAACUUAAGCUUUAAUCCAUCGAAAACAAACAAAUAUUCUAAAAUCGCAUCAUUGUGUGGAAAUGACUGCAUGUUCUUUGAUGGAUGUAACGAGAAUGUAAGAGUACUUGACGUGUUGGAUGAUUCGAAACAGCCACAAAAUGGAUCUCAAGGCAGAAUUGAGUAUCUAUAUAAAAACCCGAAUAGUUUGUGUAUUUCAGUUAAGACACAAGAAGUGAGAGGAGAUAAGUAUUUGACGGUUUUUGACCUUCAAAAGAACUCGGAAAUAUACAACGUUAAGGUUUUCAAAAAGACUGAAAAUGGAUACGUUGAACACGUAAAAAAACUAAUUGACUUCAAUGUAACGGAUUUUGCCGACCCAAAACCCUCGGAUGAACACUCUUACAAGCAUCUCGUGGAAAAAGAAGACUCUGUAGAUAAAAUUAGAGUGAGAUCAAAUGAUAUAGACUUCAGAAUUGGGAAGAUUUACUAUAAGAAUAAUCUUGUGAUAGAGGAAGGCGAAGGAGUUUUUAACAGGGAAGUUUACUCUUGUAAAGAUGGAAUUCUAGUAAGAGACGAAUGUUAUAAUGGAGAGUUCAAAAAGUAUUUAUUUAAACCAGAGAAACCAACUCAGGCUAGUUCAACUGAACAGGAUGGGUCAACAACUAGUGAGCCUACAAAGUUAAAAUUAGCAGUUGAAGACCCAGUUAAGGUAGAUUUGCAUAAAAUUACAGCCCAUGUUACCAAGUAUUUUACUGAUUCAAAAAAUAACCUGUUCGUAAAGCCGAGCACGUUCGUAGAUAAGCUGGGGAGUUUGAGCUACGACACGGUCAAUUUUUGCCCAAACAGGUUCUUCGUUUCAAGACAAUACUUGAUAAUGGAUAAUAAGCAUAUGGAACUUCAUUCCAUAACGAGGAGAGGUUUCAGCUUUUUCGAGACUUUCGUAAUGGUUAAUUCACUCAAGAAGAAUGACCAAGUCUUUGUAACUAAGGGUAAGGAACCAGUCCAGUUUGACGUUUCAUUGUUCUACGAAUCCGUUAGCAAGAAUAACUUUUCCAAUUUAUCCAACUUCGACAUAUGUGACUUGGGUGAUUACUACUUUGUAGGAAUUAAUUACAAGAAAAUAUUCACGCACGUUAUAGGAAACGUUACAAUUUGCAACGAUGGAGUUAUAACUCCUUUUGACAUGGACCUUACAUCCAGGUUUAUCGUACUGCCCAAAACAACCCAAUCGUAUAUUAUUCUCAAGGACUGUGAUUACUCAGACUGCUGGUUAAAGAUGUAUGCCCAGACUUCAAAGCAUGGAAUAAUGAGCAUAGAAAUACAGAAAAAACAAUCGAAUACAUUGGACCUGGCCAAAUUAUAUGAAAACGCCCCAAAACCUACUGAUUCAGACGGCAAUCCAACUCCUGUGGAAAAGUCGAGAGUAUUUACGUUCGACGAGUUUAUAGUAUUCAACUACGGAAUAGUGUACAAUGUAAGAGUAAAGGACGAGUUGACACAGAAAAUAGGAAAAGUAGUUUAUGGAGACACUGUCAUCGCUGAUGAUGAUAAUAACGUCUUCACCAGAAUGGUUAACGUUUCCUCAAAGCCUGAAACCGGAACGCUGAGGAUUCUUAAUAUAGAAAGGUGGGACAAGCACACAAAACUGUAUGAAUACUCUUUUGAUAGUGGAACAAAUCAAUUCACAUUUAAAGAGAACGAUAAGGCGGAGAUGAUUGUGGACAUUGAACCCCUGGCGAGGCAUAGCACACUCUUAAACGUGACUGAACAUAACGAAGUAUUGAGCUACAGCGUUCCUUGGAACGUCAGAGAUGAUCACACGUUUAAGGGGAUACAAUACUCAGAAUAUGAUUAUGAUAAUAAUAAGUUUAAUUCAACAAGCGUUAAGGACAAUAUGUCUCAAUCUCCUCUUUUUGUUAGGUUGCACAGGGACCCAGACGGUGACACCUCUGGAAAUAAAGUUGUUCUCGUGGUUGAAAACCACCCAGAAAAGAAAACUGCCGAAAAUGACAAAUUCUUCAAACAAAAAAAUGCAGCAAGUAAGGGAGCUAUUCUAACCUAUGAUAUUAAUAAUAAAACCUCGGGAAAUUUAAAUCAGUACCCCAAAGACUCUUAUCAUAGGAGAAAUUAUACCUCUCAUCACCACCCUUUUGAUGUUGAUUCUUAG